UGAGUUUGCAUAGAUUGUGCUUAUCUUGAGGAUAGUGAGACAUGGUGCAUUAAAUUUCUAUAAAUAAUGGUUGUUUGAACCAUGAAAAGCAAAUUAAACCUAUCACAAAGUAAGCUUUCUCAUCUGUGUCCAAUGGGGCCUUUGCUAUCAUUUUGCAUCCAUACUAUUGCUCUUGUUCUUGCGUGCAACAUCUUGGCAGCCUCUGGCAAUAAUGAAACUGACCUACUUGCUUUGCUACAACUCAAGGCCAACAUCAAUGGCGACCCGCUAGGAGUUGUCCGUUCAUGGAAUUCUACCCUUAACUUCUGUCAUUGGCCUGGUGUUACUUGUGGCCGUAGACACAAGAGGGUGACUGUUGUAGACUUGCGGUCCCUCAAGCUCUCUGGCUCCAUAUCACCACAUAUUGGAAAUUUGAGCUUUCUAAGGGAAUUAAACCUCCAAAAUAAUAGCUUCACCCAAGCUAUCCCUCCCCAGAUCGGUCGUUUACACCGUCUGCAGAAAUUGUUUCUGAAUAACAACUCGUUUCGUGGCCAAAUCCCACCUAACAUAUCCGGUUGUUCUAACCUUGUUAGCUUACAACUUCAAUAUAAUCAGCUGGUAGGAUCGAUUCCAGAGGAGCUUGGUUUCUUGUCCAAGCUUGAAAUAUUUUCUGUGGGAAAAAACAAUCUGGUAGGAACUAUCCCUCCUUCUUUAGGGAAUUCGUCAUCUCUUCAAGUAAUCUAUGCUAGUGAGAAUAAUUUGUUUGGGAGUCUCCCUCAUUCUCUUGGCAAAUUGAUGAAUCUCAGUAUAUUGGCUCUAUUCGAAAAUGGGUUUUCAGGCACCAUCCCACCAUCCAUCUACAAUCUCUCUUCGAUUCUGGCUUUUGAUGUAGGCUAUAAUCAGUUUGAAGGUAGCCUUCCAUCUGAGCUAGGCGCCAACACUUUUCCAAAUAUUCAAACUUUCUUCAUAUCCGCCAAUAAGUUCACGGGUUCAAUUCCCAACUCACUAUCCAAUGCUUCAAACAUAGCCAUUCUUCAUUUAAGUAGAAAUAAGCUUACUGGGAAAGUGCCAUCCUUCGGAAAUCUAAACAAGCUCACACUAUUUUCUGUUUCCAACAACUCUCUGGGGAGCGGCGAAGAUGGUGACCUGAGCUUUCUCCCCUCCUUGACAAACGCCACAGGUUUAGUGCGAGUGGGUAUAGAGAUGAACAAUUUUGGAGGAAGGUUACCUGGACGAAUCUGCAACUUGUCAAGACAUCUCUCAGAAAUAUAUUUCAGUCAGAAUCAAAUAUAUGGAGACAUCCCCAGUGGAAUUGAUAACCUCAUCAGCUUGCAAAUUUUCGACGUAAGCAUUAACAAACUUUCAGGCAAUAUUCCUUCAAAUAUCGGAAAGCUUCGAAACCUCAGGUAUUUGUAUCUUCUCGCCAACAAUUUCUCAGGUUACAUCCCAUCAUCUUUAGGAAACUUGACCGAGUUGCUUCUACUCACAUUGAGAGAAAAUAAUCUUCAUGGCAACAUCCCUUCCAGCCUAGCACAAUGCAAAAAACUGCUAGCUUUGGAACUUUCUUUUAACAACCUUAGUGGCACCAUACCCCCACAAAUUAUGAAUCUCUCCUCUUUAUCUAGACACCUUGAUUUGUCUAAUAAUUACCAUUUGAAUGGCGUUCUUCCCAUGGAAGUUGGAAAGUUGCAAAAUUUGGGGGUUUUGGAUGUUUCCAAUAAUAACUUGUCAGGUAGGGUUCCUGAAAGUAUUGGAAGCUGUGCAAGUUUAGAAGUUUUGCGCCUGGAUGGGAACUUUUUCCAAGGGUCAAUUCCUUCAUCUCUUUCAUCAUUGAGGGGACUUCGAGUAUUAGAUCUUUCUCGUAAUAAUUUUUCAGGCAAAAUUGCUGAGUUUAUACAAGAUUUUAGGUUAUUGGCAAGGUUAAAUCUAUCAUACAAUGAUUUUGAAGGUGAAGUGCCAACAAAUGGAGUUUUCAAGAAUCCAAGCGCAACAGGGAUCAAGGGGAACAAAAAGCUUUGCGGUGGGAUUCCUGAGUUUCAGCUGCCUAGAUGCAGUUUUGAUAAUAAGCCAAAGAAGAGAUCAAUGGAGAAGAUGAUGAUUUCUAUAAUUGCCCCACUUCUUGGAGCAACUCUUAUAUUUGCAUGUUUCAUUCUUUAUCUAUCAAGAAAGAGGAGAAGUGAUAAAAAUUAUAAUAGAUCAAGCUCUUAUGAGAAUACACUGUUGAAGGUGUCUUAUCAUAGUCUCCUAAGAGCAACUAAUGAAUUUUCUUCAGCAAAUUUGAUCGGUGCAGGUAGCUUUGGCUCUGUGUAUAAAGGAAUACUUGAAGAAGAUGGAAGGGCUAUUUCUAUUGCUGUCAAGGUAAUUAACCUUGAACGUCGAGGAUCUUGCAGGAGUUUCAUGGCUGAAUGUGAGGCAUUGAGGAGCAUCAGGCAUCGAAAUCUUGUCAAAGUGUUAACAGCAUGCUCAAGCAUUGACCACCAAGGAAAUGAUUUCAAGGCCUUGGUUUAUGAAUUCAUGACUAAUGGGAGUUUAGAGGAAUGGUUGCAUCCUAGUACUGCUGUGCCAGUUGAAGAAGCAAAAACUUUGAAUCUUCUUCAAAGAAUAAAUAUUGCAAUUGAUAUUGCUUCUGCAGUAGAAUAUCUCCAUCUUCAUUGCGAAACACCCAUAAUUCACUGUGAUCUCAAGCCUAGUAACAUUCUUCUCGACGAUGAAAUGACUGGGCAUGUAAGUGAUUUCGGGUUAGCAAAGUUCUUUUCUGAAGAAGGCCUUCAUAAUUCAACAAAUGAGUCAAGUUCUUUCGGAGUAAGAGGAACAAUCGGUUAUGCUCCUCCAGAGUACGGAACGGGAAGAGAAGUGUCAACUUAUGGUGACAUAUAUAGCUAUGGCAUACUUUUAUUGGAGAUGUUCACAGGGAAGAGACCUACUGAUAGCACAUUUAUGGAAGGUCUGAAUCUUCAUAAUUUCGUCAAAGUAGCUUUACCCGAAAGAGUAUCAAAUAUUAUAGAUCCAAUUCUCAUUGAAGGAAGAUCCAGGAAUAUGGGCAAUUCAUUUCCAAAUCAUACUCACAUGCAGAAUGACGACAUAUUGUUUGAGUGUUUAAUUUCAAUAUUUGAAAUCGGAAUAUCUUGUUCUGCUGAGUUACCAAGAGAACGAAUGAGUAUUAGUGAUGCUUUUUCUCAACUUGGUCGUAUAAAAAAUAGGCUUCUCAGGUAAUCAUCUUCUGAAUUGUUCUUAAUUAGUUAUAUAAUGUAUUCUUUGCAAUAUAUUUCACAAUUGCUUUAUGCAUUUUGACGAAUAAAGAGUCUA
Messenger RNA from Manihot esculenta (cassava), 3285 nucleotides. Its product is annotated as probable LRR receptor-like serine/threonine-protein kinase At3g47570. The record is from RefSeq and is a predicted model, not a curated record. Gene Ontology annotation, molecular function: protein kinase activity; ATP binding; receptor serine/threonine kinase binding. Lineage: Eukaryota; Viridiplantae; Streptophyta; Magnoliopsida; Malpighiales; Euphorbiaceae. The transcript has 2 exons. Bases 82 to 3192 code for a protein of 1036 amino acids. Gene Ontology annotation, biological process: protein phosphorylation.